Messenger RNA from Trichoderma harzianum CBS 226.95, 1432 nucleotides. RefSeq lists its product as hypothetical. The record is from RefSeq and is a predicted model, not a curated record. NCBI's taxonomy places the organism in Eukaryota, Fungi, Ascomycota, Sordariomycetes, Hypocreales, Hypocreaceae. The transcript is spliced from 3 exons. Bases 159 to 1154 code for a protein of 331 amino acids.
GCUAGCUUCUAUCACUAGAAUUCUGACAGCGGCCGCUAGCAAUUUAAUUCAACUCACUCAGGUUGUUCUUCAGCAUCCGUGUUCCUCCUCUGCCAGGCACUUGAAAGCCCGGGGAGAGACCUGCUAAUUGCUAAUUGAACCUCACUGCACAACUAACAAUGCCGUCGCUGUCGCACUUCUUGGGGCACUUUUUCCCCCCCAAGCCCACCUUCACCGAGGCAAGCCUGCCCGCCGACCUCUCCGGCAAGGUGUAUAUCGUCACAGGUGCCAACAGUGGCAUCGGAAAGGACAUUGCCCGCAUUCUGCAUGCUAAGAACGCAAAGGUCUACAUCCUAUGUCGUUCAGAGGACAAGGCGCGCGAGGCCAUCCAGGACAUUGAGAAGGCCAACCCAAGCUCAAAGGGCGCUCUGGUCUUCAUCGCCUGUGACCUCGCCGACUUGCCAAAUACCAAGGCCGCCGCCGAGGCAUUUCUGGCCCAAGAGCAGCGCCUAGACGUGCUCUUCAACAAUGCAGGCGUCAUGGUUGGCCCGAGUGAGGCUGGCAAGCCCAUUCCCAGAACGGCGCAGGGCUUCGAGCUCUGCUUGGGCGUCAACUGCGUCGCCACUCACCUGCUGACCAAGAUGCUCACGCCGACUCUCAUCGCCACCGAGGGCCUGACGCGCAUCGUCUGGUAUAGCUCUUUCGGCAUGGAGAUGGGCGCGCACAAGGACGUGGGCGUCUCUCUCGAUAACCUCGACUACCACAAGCCAGAGAAAGAGACCCAGCGCUACAUCCUCAGCAAGACGGGCGCCUGGGCCUUGGGCAUCGAGCACAACCGCCACUACAAGGCCCAAGGCGUCGCCAGCGUGCCCAUCGACCCCGGCAACGUCAUCUCUGGCCUACCACGAGACCAAGCCCUGCAGCUGCGCAUCGUAGCCAAGAUUGUGUGUUACCCGACCGUGUACGGCGCUUACACGGCUCUCUACGCCGGUUUUUCACCGGACGUCGUUUCCGACCAGGCGGACUGGACCAAGGAGUGGGUUGCUCCGUUUGGACGCAUGUUUCCUCUCCGGCCCGACUUGACAAACGCCACGUUGUUGGAGAAAGAUGGCGGAAACGGGGGCACAGCCAAAUUUUGGGAUUGGUGCGAGGAGCAGAUCAAGGAGUAUGUUUAAUGGAGCAAUGCCAACGGUAGGGGCCAGCCUCAUUGGGUUGUGGUGACGUGUUCUGAGCAUACAGCCAGCCCACGACACGGCUGAGCUGGUUACAGAAUAGUUUACGCCUUUUCAUGCCAGAUAUCGGGAUUUCUUCCUCUUUAGGCAACAGUAUGAAUGAUACCAAAACGUAUUCUUAGGAGCUCAUUAACGGGGGUGAGCCAGCCGUUUUGGAUGCCCAAGGCUGUAAACGAGAGUACAUCAUCCGUAGGCUAAAAUACGUGUAAAAUGAAGUAGGC